Messenger RNA from Mauremys mutica (yellowpond turtle), 2589 nucleotides. RefSeq names its product putative protein PTGES3L. NCBI's taxonomy places the organism in Eukaryota, Metazoa, Chordata, Testudines, Geoemydidae. Bases 16 to 1659 code for a protein of 547 amino acids. Gene Ontology annotation, cellular component: nucleus; cytosol. The record is from RefSeq and is a predicted model, not a curated record. Gene Ontology annotation, molecular function: ATP binding; Ser-tRNA(Ala) deacylase activity; Hsp90 protein binding. The transcript has 17 exons. Gene Ontology annotation, biological process: chaperone-mediated protein complex assembly; alanyl-tRNA aminoacylation; protein folding.
AGAACAAGCCCGGCCAUGGCGAGGGUCUCUUGUUUGCCAAGGCAACCUGCAAAAACGCUGUGGUACGACCGCCCGCGGUACGUCUUCCUGGAGUUCUGCGUGGAGGACAGCACAGACGUUAAAGUCGACAUUGACGACCACCGGGUGGUGUUCAGCUGUAAAAAUGCAGACGGCGUGGAGAUGUACAACGAGAUCAACCUGUACGCCAGGGUGAACUCCAAAGACUCGCAGCAGAAGCGCUCUGACCGUUCCAUUACCUGCUUCAUAAGGAAGUGGAAGGAGAAGGUGGCAUGGCCGCGCCUCACCAAGGAGAACAUCAAGCCAGUCUGGCUGUUUGUGGACUUUGAUAACUGGCGAGACUGGGAAGGGGAUGAGGAGGCAGAAAUGGCCAUGGCUGAGCAGUACGCAGAGCUCCUGCAGAAGGUCACUGUUAAAGGCACACCCCCUGCAAUGGACGACCUGGAUUUCACCACCAGGGUCGCGUCGUGCCGCCCCGCGGAGCUGCCGGCCGAAGGCGGCGCGAAGGAGACGCUGCGGGGCUUCCACGUGGUGCUGGAGGACACGAUUCUCUUCCCCGAGGGCGGGGGCCAGCCCGACGACCGGGGACUCAUCGCCGACAUCCCCGUGCUCCGCGUGACCCGGCAGGGCCCGGCCGCUGUCCACUUCGUGCAGACGCCGCUGGAGCCGGGCAGCGAGGUGCUGCUGACGGUGGACUGGGACCGGCGGUUUGACCACAUGCAGCAGCACUCAGGGCAGCAUCUCAUCACUGCCCUUGCAGAUCUGAUGUUUGGAUUCAAAACAACUUCAUGGGAGCUAGGCCAUCAGCGCACUGUCAUCGAGCUGGACACACCUUCGGUGACAGCAGAACAGGUGGAGGCUCUAGAGAAGAAUGUGAAUGAGAAGAUCCGGGCCCGUAUUCCUGUGGUGGUGAGGGAGCACUCUGAGGAUGACCCAGAGAUUGAGACGGUGAGACGCCGCGGUCUGCCCGAGAACCACACAGGGCCAGUGCGUAUCAUAAGCAUCGAGGGCAUAGACGACAACAUGUGCUGCGGGACUCACGUCUCCAACUUAAGUGACCUGCAGGUUAUUAAGCUCCUUGGCACAGAAAAGGGAAAAAAGAACAAAACCAACUUGGUCUUUCUGGCAGGAAAUAGAGUACUGAAGUCUGUCGAGCGAAGUCACAGCAUCGAGAAGGCACUAACCUCGCUGCUUAAAAAUGGAGCAGAGGAGCACGUGGAGGCUGUGAAGAGGCUGCAGAAUUCUGUGAAGCUGCUUCAGAAGAACAACUUGAACUUGCUUAGAGACCUCGCUGUUUUGACAGCACAGAACUUCAAAAGCAAUCCAGGCCGAGGCCGAGUGUUUGUGUUGCACAGGAAAGACGGUGACUCUGAGUUCAUGAAUAUCAUCGCCAAUGAGAUCGGGACAGAGGACACCCUGCUCUUCCUGACUGUGGGAGACGAGAAGGCAGCUGGGCUCUUCCUCCUGGCUGGGCCCAGUGAAGUGGUUGAAAAAUUAGGCCCCAGAGUGGCGGAACUGCUGGAAGGCAAAGGAGCCGGGAAACGGGACCGCUUCCAAGGCAAGGCGACCAGGAUGAGCAGGCGAGCAGAGGUGCAGGCCCUGCUCCAGGACUUCAUUGGCCACCAGACCCUGGAGGAGUAAGGACCAGCCCUCGCCAGAGGAUUCCCCCAUCUGCUGCUCAUGGACCUGGGACGACAGGGUCACUUGCUGACUCCCUCUAGAUGAAUAAAAGUUGUGUUACGAGAAUGAUGUGUGCACGCGCAGAGCCCUGACGACCAAGCUGCCUGGGCUCUGACCUCAAACCAGGUCCUGUGGUUCCGGGCUAUGCCAGGGGGUGCGUGGGGGGAGGUUGGGUGGGGAGAGGAGCAGGGAGCGCCAGGCGUAUUUGGGCAGGGGGCUGACGCCCUCUGUUUCCCACUGGCCUGGCCAUGAUGUUGCAGACUUUCCCCAGAUAAAUGGUACAACUAGCUUCCUUAACUGGACGCUUCCUGGCGCUGCCGUUCUUGGCCAGGGCUGGGGACCACACUGCCAGGCAGAGCUCCUUUGCCAUCCCUCAUGGUCCAGCCUCCAGCAAACCCAGGGAACAUCGUGCUGUAAGCCACGAUCCUUGGCUUUUGCCUCAUUUUCCAUUGGUGGCCAGUACCAGCCUUGAAGAGCAACAGGUGAUGACUGCAGUGUGAGUGGGUUUAUUCCGGGUUACUGUGACCAGUACAAACACCCCUUUACAUGUACUUGGUGCGGAGAAUGGGGACGAGGGAGGUUAAUCCCAGUAGGGGGCUGGGCUCUGACAAUUGCUAACCCUUUCAGAGAACACCAAGGUAGCUCACAGGAGUCCCUAUUCAGGAUCCUGUGCGCGCUGCCCUCCAGAUGAGGGACACGCCUGCAGGAGCCCGAGUGAUAGAGGUAGGAUGUUGCACCAUCACUCAUGUUGGCCAAGCAGUUUUCACUUUAACCAGGGCAACAGGAAACCUCGGGGGGUGAGGGGGAUGCAACGUUAUGGCAGGAAUCAAAGGUGAGACUGGCUCAUGCUGGUCUCUCAGUCACCCUGCCUCGCAGAGCUGGAACCAGAUU